Molecule: messenger RNA, 882 nt
Organism: Cladocopium goreaui
Lineage: Eukaryota; Dinophyceae; Suessiales; Symbiodiniaceae
Source: the annotation of a GenBank genome assembly
CUCCCAUAGUCCAACAACGACCGUUGCACGGUGGCUGCUGACCCCGUGAACCUGUCGCUUCCACGGCCAUGGCGGCCAUGGCGGCCAUGGCUCCCAUCUUGGACCCGGAUCCGUCCUACUGCUGGGUUCCCACGGAAAUCCAACGCUGUAGUGAUUUGGUGGAUGGACAGAAAUGGAUCGAAAGCUUCGAAGCCAUGUUGAAAGAUGAGUCCAAAGAGACACCUGCGGGGGCGCGUCCCCGGCGGUCUUUGAGAUCCACAUUGAGUGAUGGCGAUGCUCCUCACUUCUGGAGCAGCGCAACGGUCGCUGACGCCGUGACGACCCGGGGACGCAACGAAGUCUUGAGGAAGAUGCACACGCCGCCAGCGAGAAAAGUGGUGUUGCCGAACAAGCAAGAAGUCCUUUUCUGGUUCAACAUCGGCCCGGCCAGAGAGAAUCGGGACAGGGUCUAUGUGACCGAGGCCAAUUGUCCUCAUCAAGGUGUGUGCCUUCUGUCAGGCGAGCUGAAGGAUAUUGAGGACCUGGCAGGCCCCGCUGCCGCUUCCGCUGGUCGGCGCGGCAUGGUGCGCUGCCCGCGGCACAACAAGACCUUUGAUCUCGCCAGCGGCGAAUCGCUGGGAGCGCUGAACUGUGAGGUCUUACAGACGUUUCCAUCUCGAUUUCAAGAUGGUCGUUUCUAUGUCCGCGUGCCCACGGAUCAGCUGAUUUCUGCACAGGAGCAGGAAACCGACAGUACAGAUGUCGAGAUGAAGGAUGCCACGAUGGAACCCGAGCUGAAACGGCCCCGCUUCGAUCAGCUGCCCACGCCGACACGCAAACAUGGGCGAAGCUUGUGUCGCCAUACGACCCUGGGAUGACAUGGUGAAAACUGCUAGUUCUAUG